This is a messenger RNA of Cololabis saira (Pacific saury), 7510 nucleotides long. RefSeq names its product arginine-glutamic acid dipeptide (RE) repeats a (gene rerea). Gene Ontology annotation, biological process: regulation of DNA-templated transcription. Gene Ontology annotation, molecular function: sequence-specific DNA binding; chromatin binding; transcription corepressor activity. The record is from RefSeq and is a predicted model, not a curated record. NCBI's taxonomy places the organism in Eukaryota, Metazoa, Chordata, Actinopteri, Beloniformes, Belonidae. The transcript has 22 exons. The coding region runs from base 776 to 5389 and encodes 1537 amino acids. Gene Ontology annotation, cellular component: nucleus.
GUUGAACAGCUGAAGAGGAGGAGGAGGAGACGAAGGGAGAGUGUGGAGUGUGUGUGCAUAGGAAAGAGGGAGAAGAGGAGGUGGGGUGUGUGUGUAUGAGUGUGUGUGGUAGUGUGUGUGUUUCGUUUGCGUGCGUGUGUGUGUGUGGAAAAAGGAAGCGGAGCCUGUUAACGGCGAACUCGCUGGUUUCCUAUCCCUCGAAACAAGCGCCGGGUUACUUUUCACGUGGACGCUAUCAUCGGGGGCAACAGCAACACGGCCACCGGGCUUCGAGGGGGGGGACCGGGGGGAAACAGCCCCUUUGAUCGGUCACUCAGGACGCCAGCAGCCUAUCAGUUAAAGUGAAACCGUCUUUUGUUGAAGAAGCAAGUGCUCGUCUGAGCUCCUCCGUGCGGCCAGCUUCUUUCCCCCUCUUUUUGCUUUCUUUUUUUUUUUGGACACGACUGAUAAAAGGUGUCCCGUGCUCGCCUCGUUUUUUUUUUUUUUUUUGUCCUGGUUCUUGGAUUUGGUCCAGCUGGCUUUUUUUUAAACAAAAAAGAGAAAAGUUCGGCUGGUCACCUCGGGCAAAAGGAUCACGUUUUCAACUUGUUUGCAGCGGUCUCUGGGACUCCACGAAUCACCAGACUGGCGGCUUUUCUGAAACACUGGGGUUGUUGGUGUGGCCAAAUUUUCCCUGGAUUUGACUGGUAAAUUCAGAAGACUGAAGCCCAGGCUCACAGUCUACCUUUCACGGAGGCCCAGCCGUGAGAGGACUGAGGAAGGAACGUGGCGGAUCAUGACGGCCGACAAAGAGAAGGAAAGGGAGAAAGAGCGGGACAGAGAUAGGGACCGGGACAAAAGAGAGGCCGGUAAGUCUCGUCGCCAGGACGGAGACAGGGGCGACCGCGAAAGUGAGAGCUCCAGGCCCCGGCGCAGCUGUACGCUGGAGGGUGGGGCCAAAAACUAUGCAGAGAGCGAGCACAGCGAAGACGAGGACAACGACAAUGGCAGCACUGGCGGAGGCAGCGGCACGGCCGAGGAAGCCGGUAAAAAGGGCAAAAAGAAAAUGCCCAAGAAGAAGUCGCGCUACGAACGCACGGAGAAUGGAGAGAUCACAUCCUUCAUUACUGAAGAUGAUGUCGUAUACCGACCUGGAGAUUGUGUGUACAUUGAGAGUCGGCGGCCAAAUACUCCUUACUUCAUUUGUAGCAUUCAAGAUUUCAAACUGAGUAAACGGGACCAUCUGCUGAUGAAUGUGAAAUGGUACUACCGCCAGUCAGAAGUACCCGACUCUGUGUACCAGCACCUGGUUCAAGAUCGCAACAAUGAGAAUGACUCUGGCCGGGAGCUGGUCAUCACAGACCCAGUGGUGAGGAGUCGAGAACUCUUCAUCUCUGACUACGUGGACACUUAUCAUGCUGCUGCUCUCAGGGGGAAAUGCAACAUUUCCCAUUUCUCUGACAUUUUUGCUGCCCGGGAGUUCAAAGCCCGCAUCGACUCCUUUUUCUAUAUCCUCGGAUAUAACCCAGAGACCAGGCGACUAAACAGCACACAAGGGGAAAUCCGAGUGGGACCCAGUCACCAAGCCAAGCUCCCAGAGCUGCAGCCUUUUCCCUCCCCUUGUGGCCAGGCUGUAACCGAGAAUGAGGAGCUGGUCUGGAUGCCAGGGGUCAACGACUGUGACCUUCUCAUGUACCUCAGAGCUGCAAGGAGCAUGGCUGCCUUUGCAGGGAUGUGUGAUGGAGGCUCAACAGAAGACGGUUGUCUAGCAGCCUCUCGAGAUGACACUACAUUAAACGCACUUAACACUCUUCAUGAGAGCAGCUAUGAUGCAGGCAAGGCUCUGCAGCGCCUGGUGAAGAAGCCGGUACCCAAGCUAAUUGAGAAGUGCUGGUCUGAGGAUGAAGUGAAGCGCUUCAUUAAAGGGUUGAGGCAGUUUGGCAAAAACUUCUUCAGGAUCCGGAAAGAGCUGCUGCCCAACAAAGAAACGGGAGAGCUAAUUACCUUCUACUACUAUUGGAAGAAGACUCCUGAGGCAGCCAGCUGUCGAGCUCACCGCAGACACCGCCGCCAACCCGUCUUCCGCCGCAUCAAAACACGAACUGCUUCAACUCCUGUUAACGCCCCCUCACGCCCCCCUUCCAGCGAGUUUUUGGACCUCAGCUCAGCCAGCGAAGAUGACUUUGACAGUGAAGACAGCGAGCAGGAGCUAAAGGGCUACGCCUGCCGCCACUGUUUCACUACCACCUCCAAGGACUGGCACCACGGGGGCCGGGAGAACAUCUUGCUGUGCACUGACUGUCGCAUUCACUUCAAGAAGUACGCCGAGCUGCCCCCCAUCGAGAAGCCUGUGGACCCACCGCCAUUUAUGUUCAAACCUGUCAAAGAGGAAGAGGAUGGACUCAGCGGGAAGCAUAGCAUGAGGACCCGACGGAACCGAGGCUCGAUGUCGACGCUACGUAGUGGUCGUAAGAAGCAGACAGCCAGUCCUGAUGGCCGAGCGUCGCCCACCAACGAGGAUUUGCGCUCCAGCGGACGAACUUCACCCAGCGCAGCAAGCACUGAUAGCACUGACAGCAAGACGGAAUCCACAAAGAAGCCAUGCAAGAAGAUUAAAGAGGAGGCUCCUUCACCUAUGAAGAGCGUGAAACGGCAAAGAGAGAAAGGCGCUUCAGACACAGAGGAGCCUGAAAGGGCCAACGCCAAAAAGACCAAGACACAAGAGCUGAGUCGGCCAGACUCGCCCUCAGAAUGCGAGGGAGAGGGGGAGGGAGAAGGCGAGAGCUCUGACGGACGGAGCAUCAACGAGGAGCUCAGCAGCGACCCGAAAGACAUUGAUCAGGACAACCGGAGCUCUUCCCCGAGCAUCCCCAGCCCCCGUGACAAUGAAAGUGACUCGGACUCGUCUGCCCAGCAGCAGCUCCUGCAAAGCCAGCACCCCCCAGUUAUUCAGUGUCAACCAGGCACCUCGGCUGCCUCUUCAGCACCUCCUCCGCCUCCAACCUCGGCCCCAUCACUGCCCCCACAGGUGUCCCCUGCAGCUUCCUCUGCCUCUCUACCUCCUCAGCCUCUGCCCCAGGCCAGCCCGCUGUCCCUCAUCCCGUCUGGAGCGUCACUCCACCCUCAAAGGCUGCCUUCUCCUCACUCACCUAUGACUCAGGCGCCGCCUCCCGGCCCCCAAGUCCCACCUCAGUCUUUACCCAGCCCACAUCACGGACCUAUGCCUCCCAUGCCACAUCCACUACAGGCCGGUCCCUCGCACAUGCCUCACCCUCACGCCAUAACUCCUCAGGGUUUCCCUGUGGGUCCCUCUCAGGUCCCUCCCCCGCCGGUCUCUGGCCAAUCACAGCAGAGAGCUCACACACCUCCCUGUCAGAGCCAAUCAUCCUCUCAGAGUGGGGGCCAGCCUCCACGAGAGCAGCCAUUGCCCCCUGCACCAAUGUCAAUGCCUCACAUCAAGCCCCCUCCCACGACACCCAUCCCUCAGAUACCCACCCCACAGUCUCACAAACACCCACCACCGUUUCCUCAGAUGCCUUCAAACCUGCCUCCACCUCCUGCCCUGAAGCCCCUCAGCUCGUUAUCCACCCACCACCCUCCGUUAGCACACCCGCCCCCUCUGCAGCUCAUGCCUCAGGGGCAGCAGCUCCAGCCCCCGCCGGCCCAGCCGCCGGUCCUCACCCAGUCCCAGAGCCACCCGCCCUCAUCCAGCCACCAGCCCCCCACGGCUCCUCCUCUACCGCACUCCGCAGCCGCCUCGCACCCCAACGGGCCACCUCAGCCGCCGUUCUCCUCCCAUCCCUUCAACACAGUUCUACCUCCGACCGGCCCUCCCCCAUCCUCGUCAAACUCUAUGCCGGGCUUACAACCUCCAACUCCUACAGCUCCAUCUUCUUCCAUCUCCAUGCCCCUCCCCGCCUCCGUCACCUGUCCCGGCCCCGGCCCGUCAAUCCCACCGGUGCACAUCAAAGAGGAGCCUCUUGAUGAGUUGGAAGAGCCGGAGAGUCCGCCGCCGCCACAGCGGAGCCCCUCCCCAGAGCCGACUGUCGUCAACACGCCCAGCCACGCCAGCCAGUCAGCACGGUUCUACAAGCACUUGGACCGGGGCUACAACUCGUGUUCGAGGACAGAUCUGUAUUUCACUCCACUGGCUUCAUCUAAACUGGCCAAGAAGCGGGAGGAGGCGUUGGAGAAAGCCAAGAGGGAAGCGGAACAGAAAGCGAGGGAGGAGAAGGAGAGAGAGCGGGAGAGGGAGAGGGAGCGGGAAAGGGAGCGGGAACGAGAGAAGGAGGCGGAGCGUGCAGCAAAAGCCUCCAGUUCUCAUGAAAGCAGGAUGGCUGAACAUCAGAUGGCCGGACCUGCUCACAUGCGGCCGCCCUACGACGGCCCCCCGACCACGAUCGCAGCCGUGCCUCCGUACAUCGGGCCCGACACUCCCGCCCUCCGCACCCUGAGCGAGUACGCCAGGCCCCACGUCAUGUCGCCCACCAACCGAAACCACCCCUUCUUCGUGUCCCUCAACCCGGCGGAGCCGCUGCUGGCGUAUCACAUGCCGGGCCUGUACAACGCCGACCCGGCCAUGCGGGAACGGGAGCUCCGAGAGCGGGAAAUGCGCGAGAGGGAGAUCCGCGAGAGGGAGCUUCGGGAAAGGAUGAAACCCGGUUUUGAAGUCAAGCCCCCAGAGAUGGACACACUCCACCCUUCCACAAACCCCAUGGAGCACUUCGCCCGGCACGGGGCCAUCACGCUGCCCCACAUGCCCAGCCCUCACCCCUUCGCUUCCUUUCAUCCGGGCCUGAACCCGUUAGAGCGCGAACGUCUGGCCCUCGCGGGGCCCCAGCUGCGGCCGGAGAUGAGCUACCCGGAGAGGUUGGCGGCAGAGAGACUCCACGCGGAGAGGAUGGCCACGGUGGCCAACGACCCCAUCGCUCGCCUGCAGAUGUUCAACGUCACCCCACACCAUCACCAGCACUCGCACAUCCACUCCCACCUACACCUGCACCAGCAAGAUCCCCUCCACCAAGGUGGUGGUGAAUGCCUUGUGUGUCCUCCAGGUUCUGGGGGCCAUCCGCUAGUAGAUCCCCUGGCAGGCGGACCUCACCUGGCCCGCUUCCCUUACCCGCCCGGCGCCAUCCCCAACCCCCUGCUCGGCCAGCCGCCACACGAACACGAGAUGCUGCGCCACCCAGUCUUCGGUACUCCGUAUGCACGGGACCUACCCGGAGGUCUCCCCCCGCCCAUGUCGGCAGCACACCAGCUGCAGGCCAUGCACGCUCAGUCGGCGGAGCUCCAGAGGUUAGCGAUGGAGCAGCAGUGGCUCCACGGGCACCAUCACAUGCACGGUGGACCUCUACCUGGUCAGGAGGACUACUACAGCCGGCUGAAGAAGGAAAGUGACAAGCAGCUGUAACGAGCCAGCAGAUGCAGCGACUGACGAGUGCGGGACACAGGAAGUUGUUACGGAGCAGUCUUGCAGAGGCUCCUCAUGGACCUCUGAACACAUUCAGUUUUAAAGACCAGAAAAAUGCCAUGGAUCGUCUGAGAAUUCCUCUGAAAAUUGUUUUUUGUUCCUGUCAGGGACCUUUUUUUUUUUUUUCUUCUUUUUUAUUAUUAUUAUUUUUCAAGACAUUGACUUUCUUUGGUAUAUAACCAGUAGUGACGACAUCCUCAAGACUCCUGCAUGACAAGCUUCCCUGACGUUUUUUGUAGGUGCUAGAACAAGACACUGUGCUUAUCAAGAAAAAAAUAAUAAUAAUAAAAAGGCGAGACCAGUCAGACAAUUUAUGGAAAAAUAACAAGUGCUAUCUUAAAUUCAACAUUUAUUUUAAUACAUUGUUGGAGGUUUUUCAUAAUUUUAAGAAAAGCUACAGCAUGUUGUUUUUGAGUCUGUAAAUAGUAUAUAUAAACAUAUAAUUAUUAUAAUUAUUAUUAUGACUAGAUGUGGACUCCAAACCAAGUUGUUUCAGCCUCCAAUAUAUUUGUUUAGAAGCAUUAUCCCUUGUUUCAGAGGGGGCACCAUGGCAUUAUACGAGCAGUUUCUGAGAGUUGCGUUUCAGUCGUGACAUCACUGUGUUAGAUUUAGUCCCACAUCUCUGUACGUAAAGCAUAACCCUGUCACACCCUCCAUACAUUCAUCACCUGUGACACGCUGCAGGUUGUCAAAAAAUGCAUUGAUUUACUGAUCAGAAACCCUCGAAGAAGUGACGCAACAAAAUGGAUUAUAAAGAAGAAAACCUGGCACUGAAGGAGCCACAUGGAGCUCCACUCAGCUGCUUUUUACCCUUUUUAAUUUGUUUUUAAGUCACCAAAAGGAGCAGUACUUCAUCGCUUUCUGUUGGUUUUGUGUUUUUAUGUCAACAGAAUGGUUUUAAUUCUGAUCAAUAAUUAAGAUACAUGAAACAUUUUGAAGCUGAACUGACAAAAUCCACAGCUUUUUUCAUAUAUUUUACUCAAUCAAGGCCAGAAUCUGGAACUUGUUCACUGUAAGUGGAGCCAGCAGGACUUUAGGAUUGUUUUAAUGUGUGAAUGGUUGUACGUUUGUGUGCUGGAGUCCUUUUUUUUAUUUUGUUUUUGCCACCUGGUCCAGGCGUCAUCACCAUUUUGUUACACGACUCAAAUCUGACCAAGUCAUCCUCCAACAAGGUUAAAAUUACGUUGGCUGUGACAUCAGAGGCAGCCUGCCGACGCGCGGCCGUCAGCAGGUGGAAGGUCAACGUUUUUUGUUCUCAUCCUCGUCCUCAGAUGCCUCGGUUCCUCGUGGAAACGCGUUUCCUCCUGGGGCUCAGGAGCGGCGUGUUUGUGUGUGACACUGACUGUUACAAGUAGUGUUGAUGUGUCAUACCAGUGCACAUGAGCCCAUCCUGUCUGUUUUUCUUUUAUCCUUCUUCACUGCAGCCAUGAAACAUUCUGCAUUUGUUCCACGCACUAAGACUGUUUGACUGUUGUGGACAUCAAGAAAAAAACAAACUGUGGCUGUUAUAUUUUUAUUCUAUUUUAACCAGUUAAAGAAACUGUACCUGCAUUUUAAAGUGGCCGUAUCUUCCUAUGGAGCACUAUAUUUUCAUCUGAAUGCCUGCAAACUUUAAACGUAUGCUCUGUUAUGAAAAAGUCUUUGAAGCCCUGACAACAGCCUGUCACUCUGUCUCGCCAUCUCCCCCCCGUCUCUUUUCUGACAACAUACCUUCAUCAUCAUCAUCAUCAGCCUUUGCCUCAUUUCCUCACGAUUUCAUUGCCAUUUAUUCCCUCUUUUUGUGUCUCCAAAGCCUUUGAUGUUAAGUGUUGUCAAUGGUUUAGCUUCUUGUUUCAAAGCGGCAAUAGCAGAAUGUAAAUUCUGACUGCUAAGAUUUAUAUAUAUACUGGUAUCUUGAAGCUUAUUGUAUAUAUGAGUAGUCGCCAUGGGAUGACACAAUGUAAACAAAAAGUAGAAAUAAUAAGAAAAAUUGUGAGUCCUGUGUUCUCUCCAUUUGAGUAUUUUGUAAUUUUUUUGAAAAAUUUGUGGAAUUAAAAUAAACGACUAAGUUACACCACAUAA